AUGAGCUCCCCCGGCGCGGAGGGGGCGGGCAAGCCCCUGCAGUACCGGGUGGAUCACCUGCUGAGCGCCGUGGAGAGCGAGCUGCAGGCAGGCAGCGAGAAGGGUGACCCCACGGAGAGGGAGCUGCGGGUCACGCUGGAGGACAACGACCUGUGGCUGCGCUUCAAGGAGCUCACCAACGAGAUGAUCGUCACCAAAAACGGCAGGAGGAUGUUCCCGGUGCUGAAGGUGAGCGUGUCGGGGCUGGACCCCAACGCUAUGUACUCCUUCCUGCUGGACUUCGUGGCGGCCGACGGGCACCGCUGGAAGUACGUGAACGGAGAGUGGGUGCCGGGCGGGAAGCCCGAGCCGCAGGCGCCCAGCUGUGUCUACAUCCACCCCGACUCGCCCAACUUUGGCGCGCACUGGAUGAAGGCGCCGGUCUCCUUCAGCAAAGUCAAACUCACCAACAAGCUCAACGGCGGCGGGCAGAUCAUGUUGAACUCUCUGCACAAGUAUGAGCCAAGGAUUCAUAUAGUGCGAGUGGGUGGCCCACAGCGGAUGAUCACUAGCCAUUCCUUCCCAGAGACCCAGUUUAUAGCCGUGACGGCCUACCAGAAUGAGGAGAUCACAGCUUUAAAAAUUAAAUACAAUCCGUUUGCAAAGGCAUUUCUUGAUGCAAAAGAAAGAAGUGAUCACAAAGACAUGAUGGAGGAGGUGGGAGACAACCAGCAGUCUGGGUAUUCUCAGUUAGGCAGUUGGCUUAUUCCUGGGACUGGGGCUCUGUGCCCACCUGCCAAUCCUCACGCUCAGUUUGGAGCCCCCCUGUCCCUGUCCCCUGCUCACAGCUGUGAAAGAUACUCAUCGCUGAGGAAUCACCGUCCUGCCCCCUACCCCAACCCCUACACCCAUAGAAACAACUCGCCAACAGCCUAUGCCGAUAACUCCUCUGCCUGCCUUUCCAUGCUGCAGUCCCAUGACAACUGGUCUUCUCUAGGAGUUCCCACACACACAACGAUGCUGCCCAUGAGUCACAGCACUGGCACAGCUACCAGCUCCAGUCAGUAUCCUAACUUAUGGUCUGUGAGUAACAGCACCAUCACGCCGGUGUCCCAGUCGAGCGGGAUGUCCAACGGCCUGAGCUCCCAGUUCCUACGCGGCUCUCCCGCGCACUACCCUGCCCUCCCGCACCCGGUCGCUGCCGCCUCCUCCACCUCCCCCCUGUACGAGGGCGGGACGCCCACGGACCUGCCCGACAGCCAGUACGAUGCCUCCGCACAUGCCAGGCUGGCGGCCACCUGGACACCCGUCACCCCCCCUUCCAUGUAAACCCAGAGCUUUCCCUAUGAGACAGACUAUUUAGCUACUGAAUUACUUUAAAUGCUUUAAUCCUCAAGGAAGAGAAAAAGGAGACAUGAGGUAAAUUACAGCAGAAGAAUCUGCACUGCUUUGCAUAGAGCAUCUACAUUAUACCUCUUGUAGUGAACAGUGCAUCACUGACUUAGUGAAGAGUUUACAAAACUGGUGAGCGUGCAAUUCUGAGAGCAGAUUCACUGCUUUUAAUUUAAUUUUUUUUUUUUUUAAAUUUUAAGUUUGAUAGACUGAAGUUUUAAGAUUUUUACUUAGAUUCCAGAUUUCUCAGUGUUCUGAUACGUUUGGAACUGAAGUUUGGCGUCAUUCUUGAGUAAGUUACUCCUAACUGUUUUUCAGUUUUUGUUG
Apus apus (common swift) is the source of this 1698-nucleotide messenger RNA. RefSeq names its product T-box transcription factor T (gene TBXT). Gene Ontology annotation, biological process: regulation of transcription by RNA polymerase II; somitogenesis; cell fate specification. The record is from RefSeq and is a predicted model, not a curated record. The transcript has 8 exons. The coding region runs from base 1 to 1308 and encodes 435 amino acids. NCBI's taxonomy places the organism in Eukaryota, Metazoa, Chordata, Aves, Apodiformes, Apodidae. Gene Ontology annotation, molecular function: RNA polymerase II cis-regulatory region sequence-specific DNA binding; DNA-binding transcription factor activity, RNA polymerase II-specific. Gene Ontology annotation, cellular component: nucleus.